Molecule: messenger RNA, 5632 nt
Organism: Electrophorus electricus (electric eel)
Lineage: Eukaryota; Metazoa; Chordata; Actinopteri; Gymnotiformes; Gymnotidae
Gene: tlr18
Product: toll-like receptor 18
Biological process (GO): immune response; inflammatory response; toll-like receptor signaling pathway
Cellular component (GO): plasma membrane
Molecular function (GO): transmembrane signaling receptor activity; protein binding
Source: RefSeq, a predicted model, not a curated record
ACAAACCUAAGCCUAAGUGUCGCGUGUCUGUUUUUCAUGUGUUGUAUCAUUGCUUCUCCUCAGUUCACCAGUCUGUUAAACAGCCUCUCAAAACGACUAGACAAGUGUGUAAUAAAAUACAAUCUAUUAAACAAAGCUAUAACUCAAGUGAACGUUUUAAGCUUUUCUCAUGAUGCUACAACGCGGACAAAUGGCUAUCAGAAUUUAACGUCAGGUUUCUAGCUGCAGCCCUGGACAUCUAACCUUGAAGAGGUUAUUUUUUAGGAGUGUUCCACAAGUGUUUGAAAAGUGUAAUUUAUUCCACAUAUGUAAGAUCCAAAUGGCAGGUGUGUUUACUUUGCUGAGGCUUGUGUUUGGUUUCCAAGCCACCCUCCUUACCGUACCAGUCCGAGCUGAACAGUCUUGUCUGAUAACGACUGACCAGCGUGCAGCACAGUGCCGAGGCCUGCAUCUGGAACAUGUACCAGUAGGGCAUCUCCCUCCCUCUCUGGAGCAAGUGGAUCUUUCUUAUAACUUUAUACAGGUCAUCCGAAACAGGGAUUUUGUUGGGCUACCACUCCUACGGGCACUCUGGCUUCAGUUCAACAAUAUAUCUGUGAUUGAGGAUGAAGCCUUUCAGGGAAAUCCCCUACUGGAAGAUCUGAAUAUCUUCAACAACUCAUUGACUGCUAUCCCAUUGAAAGCCCUUUCACCACUCAGCAAGUUGAAAAGUUUGGACAUGUCAAACAAUCUCUACACUGUGACAGCUCUGGGUGGAGUGUUUUUGAAUUUCAAGGAUUUAAAAAUACUUUCCAUAGGUGGUCCCCUGGUCUGUAUCUUGAAAAAUGGGGAUCUUGAUGCAUUACAGAACUUGUCUCUGGAGAAGUUUGCCAUUAAAACUGGUUCUAGUCUGGAUGUUUAUGAGACAGGUUAUCUGAAGGACAUCACAACAAAAAAUAUGUGGCUUGAUGUGGCAAUAGAUAACAGAACACACGCACUCCCUAUGAUAUUAAAAGACCUUGCAAACAAAACAUUUCAAGUUCUUCGCUUUCGUAAUCUCUUUGAGUUUAAGUAUUACUCUGGCAAGGAGGAUCUUUUUUAUGGCUUACAGUAUAUUAAUUCCCAGCAGCUGGUCUUUUAUCGAGGUAAAUUUAAUGAAGAACUUCUGAGAAUGGCACUUGUUAAUUUACAAAAAAGUCCAAUUAAAGUACUGCAACUCUUGUUCAUUGAUUUUGCCCGCUCACAGACCUUUGUAAAUAGUGAGCAGGAAUCAAGUGUGACAAAUCUAGCAUUGGACCUAAUGGUUCUCUCGGACAUCAGCAACCCAGACAUCCUUCGCUUUGACUGGCGCUUUACAUGGUUCAACAAGAUCCGUCACCUCUGCAUACAUAAUGUAAACUUCAACACUGUUCCCUGUGAUGCAUGGCAGGAGAUGAGAGGUGUUGAAAUUCUUGAUAUCUCUAACAACCAGCUGAAGGACAGCUAUCUCUUCAACCAGCAGUGUGACUACAAUGAAAUACUACAAUCACUUCACAGUUUUAACCUCAGCAAUAAUCAGCUGACCAGCCUCAGUUCUUUUGCGUCUCUGGCAGGGGAGUUCAAACAGCUGCGAACAAUCGAUAUUAGUCACAACAAGCUAGGCACGGAAGGUAACAGAAUCUGCUACUGGAAACAGAACAUCAGUAAGGUCAUUGCUAAUCAUAACAAUAUGGUUAUUGACAGCUUCAAAUGUCUCCCAAUUACUGUAUCCUAUCUUGAUCUCUCUUACUGUAAUCUGGACCAGUUAGACAUGGACUUCUUUAACAAGGCCAUCAAUCUAAAGGAGCUCCACCUCAGUAAUAACAAAAUUAAAUUCAUUCCUUCUGGUUGGAAAAGCUAUAAUUUAAAGUCUCUAUCUCUAGAUGGAAACUCCUUUGGAAUUAUUAGCAUGAGUUAUUUUAAAGAAAUGCCUACUCUGGAGCAGCUACGGGCAGGUAACAACCCUUACCACUGCACCUGUGAGCUGCAUGUCUUCAUACAGGAGACCACCGUCCAGGGCAAAGUCAAUAUCACAGACUGGCCAGAGGACUACAAGUGCUACCACCCAGAAAACCUGCUCAAUACAAUGAUAUCUCACUACUUUCCUGGUCAUGUAGCUUGUGAUAUAAGACUCAUUGUCAUUAUCUCUGUAGUCACCACUGCAUCCAUUGUGCUGUUUGUCAUGCUAAUGUGCUACUUCCUAAAUGUACCCUGGUAUGCUAAAGCUACAUAUCAAAUCAUCAGAGCCAAGUAUAGGGCUCAUAAAGAAGGAGGAAGACUUUCUGUGGAGUACAGCUUUCAUGCCUUCAUUUCCUACAGCCACUCGGAUGCAGAAUGGGUAAGGGACCAGCUGCUGUCAUAUUUAGAAAACUGCCAGCCCCCGUACCGAAUUUGCAUUCAUGAAAGAGACUUCACACCAGGGAAAUGGAUCAUCGACAAUAUAAUUCAGAACAUUGAAAACAGUUGUAAGGUUAUCUUUGUGCUUUCGCACCAUUUUGUGAACAGUGAGUGGUGUAACUAUGAACUCUACUUUGCCCAACAACGAGCCAUUGGCAAGACCUUUAGUGAUGUCAUCCUUGUGGUAAAGGAGCCCAUUAAUCCUGACACUCUGCCCAGCAAGUACUGUAAACUCAAAAAGAUGCUGAGUACCAAAACCUAUCUGGAGUGGCCUCAACAUCCCAAACAGCAGGCCUUCUUCUGGGCCCAGCUGAAGAGUGUCCUGGGCAAUCCGAAUCUCAAGCAAGAGUUCUCAGGCAUCAAUCGGAGCCGUUUUUCCAGAGGGAGUGGUGUGUCCAUUGCCGAGCUACCCCAGGAGAACCAAAGACCCAUGGAUGCUAAACAAGUGAAGGAACAGGGAGAUAUGAUCAGACGUCCAGCUGCAGAGCAAGUUUAACAUCUUCCAGAGACCUGCUUAGAGGGCUGUGGUCUCAGGACAUCAAUGACACAGUAGGCCUAAACAUAAAGGACAAUGGUCAAGUUUGUCAUGCUGAAUGUACACCACAGUACACUGUAACAUAAGACACAGACUGUCCCGGUGUCUUGGUAUGGCAGGCGGCCAUAGUUGGUGAGAGUUACAUGAUGAAGACAGUAAUUGUGAUAAUCCCUUGGGUCUUCAAGCCUAAAAAUAAUCAGAAGCUUUGACAGUGGCAGUGGCUGCAUACUAAUCUUCAAUGCUGAAACAUUUUUUUCCUUACAAAAAGAUCACUUUAUUAAUCCUAGCACUGGCACCCAAAAUUUCUAUAUCCUUAUUCCAGGCUGAAUCAGUUCUAUUAUCAAUUUGAAUGGCUGAGGUUAUUGCCAACACAAAUUAUCACGGAAUAAAGAAUGAUCGGAUCAUAUUUUAAGGACACUUCAUGAAGAAAUCCAGAUAUAGCCUUUUCUCACAAUUAUUUACUUAUUUUAUAUUUUAAAAAAAUCACGCACCCAGCAUUUUACAGUUCCAUGUGAUUUUUUAAUAAAUGGUCUAAACAGCCAACAGAUAAUUUGCAGUAAUUUAUGGUAGUUUAAGACAGAACUAUUUAUCAUAAGGCUAAAGUAUAUGAACCCUUAUAUUUAGAAUGCAUUGCUGCCUUGUUUAUUGGCAAAAGCCAUUAAUGCUUUCUAUAGAUAAUUAUCAGUCCUCACAGUGGUAAACAGGUAUUUCAUUCCUCUGUAUAAAAUUGUUUUAAUUCAUCUUUGUGUGUGUACGUAUGUACUAAACUCUUCUUCAGAUUAUGGCACAGGAUUAGCUAUGAAUUACAUACUUUUUCCCUGAGUGACAUAUAUUGUUUAGAAGGUGGGUCACUGUAAAAUGUUGUAUAGCUGGUUUGUUAAAUAUGAUUGAUGACUGUUAUUAUAAUUUAUGAUUUAAUAUUAAAAUGACUUCAUAGAUCAUAUCACAUUUUAGCACAGAUCAAAUUUUUGCAAAAAUCCAGAUCAUUUCCAAGGGAUUACUAACUUUUUCUCUUCUCAUAACUGUAUACCAGACUGUCUACAAUAAUUAUUUUCUUGGUUGCAGGUGCAAAUACCUUUCCAAGCAAGCUGAGUACCUAGUUUCUCAGUCCGUGCUCAUUAUUAGCACACAGCACAAAUUUUAGAAAUGACAGCCUGAUUGAUUGUGUUUAGGACUGCCAUCUUAAUAAUUGAGAAUCUCACAUUAAGAAUAACACAUGUCCACUUUAAAAAUCAAUUUAACAGAAACAACUCUUGACAGUCAAUCAGCAAAUCAUAUGUUAAGUAUGUAAAGCAGCAAACUAUUUUAAAAUUACUUUUUUAUUUGUUUAAUUUAGUAUUAUCAGUUUAAUAUCAAAUGUGAAAUUAGGCGGUUAUUUUUGUUGCAAUCAACUAACUAAUCAACUAACUAAAUUUCAGCAAAAGGAAUACAUAUAUUUUAUUUUCCACAUGCUUUAUUUUACACUAUUUUGAACUAAAUUAAAGCCCAGUAGAGAGAACUGCCUUUGUAUGAGAGAGAGAGAGAGAGAGAGAGAGAGAGAGAGAGAGAGAGAGAGGUCAUCUGUUUAUAUUUAAAUUGCUCUCCUUCAAUUUGACCUCUUCCUUAUCUAUGUGACAUAAAGAAUUUUCAUUAAAAAGAUUCUGUGUUUACUACAGUAGAUGGCACCAUUUCACAUUUUCUUGCAUUUAUCCUGGAACACUAUACAUGCAAGUCUAAAAGGCAACUGCUGAACUGAGGCAUAUUUAACACUUAAUAUUACAUUAUUCUAAAUAUUGUAUUUCCUUUACUUUUUUUCCUUUUUUCCUUUAUGAUCAAAAACAUCCAUGGAGUCAAUUUAAGAUGUUUUUUUUGUUUGUUUUUUUGUCACCAUAAAACAAGUGAUAACAUUGUAAACACCUGAAUUCUUUUCUUCCCUUGAUGCACAUUUUUUUGCAGUAAUUCUUUUAUGACUCCACUCACAUUAGCAGUAUUAUUUUUGUGGACACACACCCCUGAACAGUGCAAGGAGUUCGCAGUUGUAUAUUCACUACUGUUUAAAGAUGUUCUCUACACAAACUGAGCUUUGUACAUCGUUUUUCUGUGUUCCACACUUACAGCAACUAACUGUGCACUGAAUGUUUCAUCAAUCUUUUCGAGUGUUGUGAAGGGACUUAUCUUGUUAAUGACCUAUUUGGGUACAGAUAUCUGAGAGAUCAUGGCUGGAUACUAACUGAAAGUAAUCUUAAUCCAAAGCUUGUCGAUGAACCACAUAAGAACAUUUACAGCAACCUUUGUAUGAGGUUUCUGACUAAGUGAAAUGAUGUGUUUGUGAAGAAAAAAAGGUCUGGGAUUAUUCAUUAUUUUGAUAGCUAGCUAACUAUCCAGGUAGCUGUAGAAGGCUAAAUUUUUGCAUCACAGUUAUUCUGUGUAUAUUCUGCAAUUGCCUUAUUUUGAUGUACUAAAUGACAACUUAACAGUAACAGUAUAACAAAAAUGGUAAUAUGGCUCAACUACCUAUGACAAAAAUAACAACACAAGAAUAUCCUAUACACAAAGCUUGUAAAGCUAGAAAGUUAUGCUUAAAACCAUACAGCUGCAUUUUGAAAAGUAAAAUAAAGCCUCAAAUGUUUAAAAUGUCAAAUUUAAAAAUUUUUUUUUUUGAUGACAAUGCUUAUUUAGUAGGCCCACUGACAAAAUCAUUUAAUAAACUAUAACAACCAAGUA